AUGGCAGCCAUUUAUUUUUCACUAGUGAGUGUUUUUGUAGUUUCUUUGAUAUCGGGUUAUUCCAAUGCAUUAAGUGUAGAUUACUUCCACCAAACAUGCCCUAAGGCUGAGUCGACGAUACGAAAAGUUGUAAAGAAAGCUAUGAUGAACGACAACACAGUUCCAGCCGCUUUACUUCGGAUGCACUUCCAUGACUGCUUCAUUAGAGGUUGUGAUGCUUCUGUGCUGCUGAACACCAAGGGGAAGAAGAAAGCUGAAAAAGAUGGCCCUCCUAACAUUUCCUUGCAUGCAUUUUAUGUUAUCGACAAUGCUAAAGAGGAAGUAGAGGCACAAUGUCCUGGAGUAGUCUCUUGUGCUGAUAUAUUGGCUCUAGCUGCUAGAGAUGCAGUUGCUCUGUCUGGAGGUCCUACUUGGGAUGUGCCAAAAGGGAGAAAAGAUGGAAGAAUUUCAAAGGCUAUUGAAACCAAACAACUACCAGCACCCACCUUCAAUAUAUCUCAAUUGCAGCAAAGCUUCUCCCAAAGAGGCCUAUCUAUGGAUGAUUUAGUGGCACUCUCAGGAGGGCACACACUAGGUUUCUCUCAUUGUUCAUCCUUCCAGAACAGAAUCCACAAAUUCAACACCACAACAGACAUUGAUCCAUCAAUGCAUCCAUCUUUUGCAGCCAGAUUAAGGAAAAUUUGCCCCAUGCAUAACACGGUGAAAAAUGCAGGAUCCAGAUUAGAUUCUUCUUCAACUACAUUUGACAACACCUACUACAAGUUACUUCUCCAGGGAAAAAGUCUUUUCUCCUCAGACCAAGCUUUACUUACUACUUCAAGAACAAAAUCAUUGGUCUCGAAAUUCGCCUGCUCGCAAGAAGAAUUUAAUAAAGCAUUUGUUAAGUCCAUGAUCAAGAUGAGCAGCAUCACUGGUGGAACUGAGAUUAGGAAAGACUGCAGAUUUGUUAGGUAA
Molecule: messenger RNA, 954 nt
Organism: Fraxinus pennsylvanica
Lineage: Eukaryota; Viridiplantae; Streptophyta; Magnoliopsida; Lamiales; Oleaceae
Source: the annotation of a GenBank genome assembly